CGGUCAGCGCUGCUGUCGCUGUACUCAGGCGAGGAAAAGCAUGAAAAUGGCGCCUUCCGCGAAGAAACACGCUGAACAGUCGUGGGUGAUUCCAGGAGGAUUUACAGUCCUUCCACUCAAGUACAGCUCAGACAGCGUCAGCCAGCACAGUCUUUACGUUAAGGAGCACAGAGUACGGGCUGAGAAGACCACAAGCAGACCGCUGGACAGGACACUGUUUGUGCUCAACAUUCCACCUUACUGCUCUGAGGAAAUAAUUAAAGACCUAUUUUCAACAUUUGGCAAAGUCCAGUCAGUAGAACUGAGGGAAAAGCCUGGUACCACUGAAUCCUCAGAUCUGAAGCUAUCCAAAUAUUUCAGACCAGCAUUGACAAAGGGUUUCAGUGUGGGAUAUGUCGUGUUUACAAGCCCAUCUGGUGUGAAGGCAGCAAAAUCCCAUCCACGUGACAUCCCAUUAAUCGUCAGCACAGAAAACCAUCCAGUCAAAGUUGGCAUUCAGAAAUGGAUACAACAGUACAGGCAAUCAUUAAUCAAUCCAGAGAAACUUCAAGCAGCAGUCGACACCUUUAUGCAAGGGUAUGACCAGAAGAAGGAAGAGGAAUCUGAACGGCAGAAGGAGGCAGAAGAGGAUGAUGAGGGAUGGGUGAAGGUCACACGGGGUGUGCGGGGUAGCAAGGCACGACCUCACAGUGAGAUGGCCAACCAGAGGGCCCUGCAGAAGGAGGACAAGAAGCGGAAGAGGAAGGAACUUUUGAAUUUUUACACCUGGCAACACAGACAGACGCAAAGAGAACAUAUUGCAGAGCUGAGGAGGAAGUUUGAGGAAGACAAACAGAGGAUUGCAGUGCUCCGAGCACAGAGGAAAUUUAGGCCCUACUGAGCAAUGAAUAAAGUCUUUUAUUUCAUUCCCCAG
Molecule: messenger RNA, 913 nt
Organism: Scleropages formosus (Asian bonytongue)
Lineage: Eukaryota; Metazoa; Chordata; Actinopteri; Osteoglossiformes; Osteoglossidae
Gene: rrp7a
Product: ribosomal RNA processing 7 homolog A
Exons: 7
Coding region: 41-880 (279 amino acids)
Biological process (GO): ribosomal small subunit assembly; rRNA processing
Cellular component (GO): CURI complex; UTP-C complex
Molecular function (GO): RNA binding
Source: RefSeq, a predicted model, not a curated record